This is a messenger RNA of Beauveria bassiana ARSEF 2860, 1263 nucleotides long. Its product is annotated as putative apoptosis-inducing factor (AIF). Lineage: Eukaryota; Fungi; Ascomycota; Sordariomycetes; Hypocreales; Cordycipitaceae. Gene Ontology annotation, molecular function: flavin adenine dinucleotide binding; electron-transferring-flavoprotein dehydrogenase activity. Bases 1 to 1263 code for a protein of 420 amino acids. The transcript has 4 exons. The record is from RefSeq and is a predicted model, not a curated record. Gene Ontology annotation, cellular component: cytoplasm.
AUGCCCUCAGCUUCACCUUUGCCCAUUACCGUCCGGGUCCUGGUUGCGGGCGGUAGCUAUGCCGGCCUCGGCGUCGCAGUGAAUCUGCUCGAUCUCCAUAAUGGCGUCUCACCCCGAAUGAACUGGGAGCCCUUUGUAGCAAGCAAGGAUUGGCCGCAAAUUAACUUUGAAGUUACUGUCGUCGACGAGAGAGAUGGUUUCUUACACAUUGUCGGCGCGCCUCUCGCGCUGGCAGACCAAGCCUACAGCAAAAAGGCUUGGGUCCAGUUCAAAGACAUGACCGAUCUCCAGCGAGAAAACAUUACAUUCGUCCACGGCAGCGUGUCGCAUGUAGACUGCGCGGCCAAGAAGGCGACGGUCGUCCUGCACGGCACCGACGAGGCCAAGACGUUCGAGUACGACUACUUUUGCGCCGCGACCGGCUACCGCCGCGUCUGGCCCGUCGUCCCGCAGUCGCUGACCUACAAGGCGUACCUGGAGGAGACGGCGAACCACAUCCAGGCGGUCGGAGUCGCCAAGCACGGCGUCCUGGUCGUGGGCGGCGGCGCCGUGGGCAUCGAGAUGGCCGCCGAGCUCAAGCUCUGCAUGCCGCACAUUAAGGUGACGCUCGCGCAUUCGCGUGACAAGCUCCUGUCGUCGGAGGGGCUGAGCGACGAGUGCAAGGACGUGUCGCUUGACCUCCUCAAGGACGCUGGCGUCGAGGUACUGCUCAACCACCGUCUCGAGAGCUCCGACAAGGUCGACUCGGCCGACGGGGAGCCCAAGUACCUGGCCAAAUUUACAAACGGAAGCACAAUGGAGGCGAGCGUGGUUAUUGUGGGUGUUUCGCAAAGUGUUCCCGCCACGGAAUUCUACCCUGCUGCCGCUCUAGAUGCUGAUGGCAAGGUAAAAAUCAGACCAAACCUGAUGCUUCCCAGUGAAGUGCCCAAUGCCGAUGCCCAUUUCUGCGCGGGCGACGCCACCAAGUGGUCCGGCAUCAAGCGCUGCGGCGGCGCCAUGCGUGCCGGUCACCUCGUCGCCAUGAAUAUUCACCAGCUGGUUCUGCAAAAAGAAAUUGGCCAUACGCCGGUAUUGGAAGAACUGGUGGAGAUUCCGCCCAUGAUUGCCAUGGCGGUGGGCAAAAAGGCCGUCUCAUCAGGCCCCGAGGGCACCCACUCGGGAACAGACGUAAUGGACAAGUUUUUUGGAACGGAUUUGUAUCUAUCAGGCAAGUAUUCGCGACUCCAGCCAGAAAUCGUAGUCCGAGAGGGCAUACACUUGUAG